Catharus ustulatus (Swainson's thrush) is the source of this 4599-nucleotide messenger RNA. RefSeq names its product angel homolog 2 (gene ANGEL2). Gene Ontology annotation, molecular function: mRNA 3'-UTR binding; 3'-5'-RNA exonuclease activity. The record is from RefSeq and is a predicted model, not a curated record. Gene Ontology annotation, biological process: 3'-UTR-mediated mRNA stabilization. The transcript has 10 exons. The coding region runs from base 1743 to 3425 and encodes 560 amino acids. NCBI's taxonomy places the organism in Eukaryota, Metazoa, Chordata, Aves, Passeriformes, Turdidae.
UUCGAUUUGUUUUUUUAAUCACUGUGCUUCCAUUCAUUUAAUUGCAGAUAUUAAAAAAGAGCUUUUCCUUGCCAGGUUAUUAAUAUCUCUGCUCUCGUGCAAAUUAUUGACAGAAAGUAUUUAACAAUACUUAAUCGCGUGUCUUUGUGAAAGAUGACAGUAAGUGAAAUUAAUAGUAAGCAAAUGCUUCUCAUUUAAGGAACAUUUUCUUAAGGGAGAGGGAAAAAAGAAGCCAUUGGUUGUUAGCAGCUCACUUAUCACUCUCACCUUCUGAAAGGGAAAGAACAUGUUUACAUCUUCCAUCUUCAUGGAAGUCCUAUAAGUUAUCAAAAGUUUGUGAAUUCGAGUACUUGGAGGACAGAGUCGGUGAGUAACUAAAGAGACAAACACAUCAGGCUUAGGAAAUACAUGGAGCUGAAAACAGCAAGAGGCAGGGAGAGUGUUCAUUUGAAGUUUGCCCAGCUCCUGCACAUUUCUAGGCAUCUGCUGCUAACCACGUUUAGAAAGCAGGAAACUGAGCUCAGUGGACCAUUGAUCUGAGCCACCGUGGCUGUUCUUAUGUGCAGCGUAAUCAAUCAAAGCAUCCCUCAGUGAGUCAGUAGCCUCCAUUCACUAGGGAGUUUCAAAAGCUCAAAUGACUCAUAAAAUAAUUUGGCUUCCACUUACAAAUCAGAAUUUGGAGAUACCUAAUUCUGCAGAAUAUCUUUUCACAUGGUAUAGCCAACACAAAGUAGUAAUUAGAUGGGAAUAGAAAAUCCACAAUUAAGUAUUACUGGCUUAUUAAGCCUUCUCUAGGUCAAGGCAAGAAAAUAUAGGAACACUGAAAUGAGAAACAAUUUGUAUCAUAUUAAUAGGUUAGUAUUUUUCUUCCAUUUUGCCCGUUACACAACUUCCAUGCUUUUCAGCACAUCUUCAUUUUUAUUAAAACCCGAAUCUCCUGUGAUUUCUUUUUUUCCAGCAUCACUACUGAGAUUAGUACUAUGUAAAAACCUUUGAAGUGACAGAUCAAUUUGGGUGUGGUCAAAAUACAGAAAAUAACUGCAUGCUAUGUGUAGAUUCUGCUCCAGAAAUAACAGUAGUUGUUGUUGCUAUAGCUAUGGCUUACUGUCUUCUGUCCCAAAAAUACAUCUAAAAGAUAAGAAUACUAAAAUUCAGAAAAUAAUAAACCACCAAAACAAGAUGGUGUUGAAAAUGCAGUUGGGAGAUCCUUUACUACACCUGUGUUAUGGGAUUAGUAGUUUCACUCUCAUAUGGUGAAGAAACUAACAGAAAAUGGAUGGAUAUUUUUAGCUUUCACCAGUAACUCAUGCCCAAAAAAUGGAAAACCCAAAGUGGACCUGACACGUUGCCUAACUAGCAUGCUCAUCUCUGCAUUAUUUCAAUCCCAGUCUUCCCUACCACUCCUGGGAAAACUUCAAAUGUUAUUUAAAGUCAUUUUUAUGACAGUUAUAAAAGGAAUGCAGAGAAACAGUAUUUUACUUGAUUACAGUUCCUGCACAGCAUCUGCACUAUUCAGCACUAUAAUUUUUCAUAUGCGUUGAGCUACGUUUCUUUACAGUAAGCAGGGCCAGCAUUUCCUCUGUCCUCAGAAGACCUCAAGAAAGCCUUCUAAGUGCUGACUCAAGCAACAUGGGCAGAGCCAGAGGAUUGUUUGUGCAGCUGGAACACACCGUGAUCCCAGGGAGAAGACCACGUAUGGAAUUUAUCACAGAACAUGCACGGCCUAUAUUUUCAGACACUCCAUGCUGCCCCGCAAUGUGCAGAGGCUGGGCAGAGACUGGAUCACCCACUGGAAUGGCUCCCAGAUACUCGCCUUGAACAGCCCAGUUUCCAGCUGUGUGAGAUGGGCCGGACACUAUCCUCCCUGGGCCUCCUUUCCACUCCCUAUUUCUGCUGAUUUUUCAGCAAACUGGAGAUUCCCUCCACUUUUUGGACCUUGGAGGCAAUUUCAGAUCUCUAAUUGGCAUCUUGAUAACUACACACAAAGUUGUUGCUUUCACCUGCCCAACCCCAGUAUGAAAUCUGAGGGAGAAGAGCCAUUGACAAAGAAGAGAAGACUCGGUGGCCAGGAUGAUACUUCAACUCCUGAACAAGAAACAAACUUGUCUAAUCAGAAGGACGUAACUUGUCUUUCUGUAGCACAGAAUGAAGAAAAACAUGGCAACAAGAAAGGAACCAUCAAAAGACACUGGGAAUAUUUCUGUCAGCAGAGCAAAACAAUGAAAAUCGCUAAAAAAAAAGGAUGUGACCAAAGCAGUACAGGAAGUGAGGCAGCAUUUGAUUUUACAGUCAUGUCCUACAAUAUUCUCUCCCAGAAUUUGUUGGAAGACAACUCUCACCUGUACAAACACUGCAGGCAGCGAUUGCUAUUCUGGACAUACAGAUUUCCCAACAUCCUACAAGAAAUCAAAGAGCUGGAUGCAGAUGUGCUCUGUUUACAAGAAGUCCAAGAAGACCAUUAUAGAGCAGAGAUCAAGUCAAGUUUGGAGUCCCUGGGGUAUCACUGUGAGUAUAAAAUGAGGACAGGCAGAAAACCUGAUGGCUGUGCCAUUUGCUUCAAAACUUCCAAAUUUAGCCUGAUUUCCUCAAACCCCGUGGAAUUUUUUCGCCGUGAUAUCCCACUCUUGGACAGGGACAACGUUGGACUGGUGUUGCUGCUGCAGCCCAGAUUUCACUGUAAAGCCAAUGCUGCCAUCUGUAUUGCCAACACACACCUGCUGUACAACCCAAGGAGAGGGGACAUCAAACUGACCCAGCUUGCAAUGCUCCUGGCAGAGAUUGCCAGUGUUGCCUCUCAGAAGGAUGGCUCCUUCUGCCCCAUUAUCAUCUGUGGGGACUUCAACUCUGUUCCUGGCUCUCCAUUGUACAGAUUUAUAAAGGAAGGAAAGUUAAAUUAUGAAGGACUUGCUAUAGGGAAGGUCUCUGGACAAGAACAGUUUCCAAGAGGACAAAGAAUCUUAUCUAUUCCAAUUUGGCCAAAAAAAUUAGGUAUUUCACAAAACUGUGUAUAUGAAAUAAAACAUCAACAAAAGGAAGAAAAUGCAGGAAAAAAAUUGGAAGCAGCAAAACCAGACAACACUCAGGAGAUUGUAAUAGCAUCUGAAAAGUUGUCUUCGAAAUUGCGGCACCAUUUUAAAUUGUCUUCAGUCUAUUCUCAUUACUUCCCUGAAACUGGGAUACCAGAAGUGACAACUUGUCAUUCCCGAAGUGCUGUCACCGUGGAUUACAUUUUCUAUUCUGCAGCAAAUGAUGAUACUGCUGCCCAGCCAGGAGCAGAGGAUUCUUUUUGUGGAGGUCUGAAACUUCUUGGCAGGUUGGCACUUGUAACAGAGAAAGAUCUUUGGACUGUUAAUGGUCUUCCCAAUGAAAAUAACUCUUCUGACCACCUGCCACUGCUAGCAGAGUUCAGGCUUAUUGAACGGUAAUAUCCAAAGGACUUUUGGUGUAGGUAAAGUUCCCUUUACCUUCCCUCUUCCUGGGAUGAUUGUUUUUUAAAAGGUUAACUCAAGCACUGCUGGUCCAGUUUAAAUUUGCCUGCAUGCUGAUCUGUUAAUGUUGUGUAGACUUUUAAAGGGACUUAUUUUUUUUUUUUUUAAAUGUUUCAUUUACUUUAUGAAGUCUUUUAGGGAGAAAAAGAAAAGAUUUUACAUCAGCUUCCUCUUUGAUAAAGGAAAACAUCUAUGCCAGACUCACAAUGGCAUUAUUUUUCAUGAAUAUGUUGUAAAUUAUUUUUAUUGUAAAUCACAGUAAAAAGGACUAUUCUGAGAAUUGUGUGUUUCUUCGAGCAAAGGGGAAUGUGUUUAUGUGCCUGCAGCAUUUUAUAAUUAAUUGAAAAUAAUGUUUUACUACAAAUGUGCUCUGUGGACACUUCCAUCUAACAGUUCUGCAAAGGAAUUUACUCAGUGUCAGUGCAGAGGCUUCAAGAUGGAACUUUCAAAGGAAGAAAGGCAAAUAUAGGCAAAUAUUUAUGCUUUAAGAAUUUGCUGGUUAAAAUUCCAAGGGCUUAAAUACAGGUAGCAUUCAAUCUUUUUAAAAUAUCUGAAUCUUUUUUAAAAUAUCUGGAAUAAAGCUAAGCUUAAUGAGCACACCACAUCACAGGAAACUUAACUGAUCUGUUGUAGGAGAAAAAAAAUUAGCCUUUGACAUCUUGAGGUUUCAUACAUAUUGAACAAUUGGUGACAGGGUGGGGUUUUUUCCAUUUAAUUAUUAAAAAUGCCAAGUUGUAUCUUGAAAUGACAGAUCCUGAGGUAUGAAAUGAUCAAGGUUUUGUAUUUACUCUCACUAUGCAUUCUGUGUAAAAUACAAAGUUAUUAAAAAAAACACCAGACUGACUGAAUAGGAAACGUAGAGGGGCUGGAAACAAUUCUUGUAACUCAGUCAAACUCCACAUGGAUGUGUAUGUAGAACCAACUUUGAAGUAACAGAAUUGUCUUUCACUGUAGUGCUGAAAAACCUGCACCCAUUCAGACAUUUGUCUCCCAGAAGCACUUGUGGAAUUUUCAUCUGUGUUCCCUUACUGCAGACAACUGGAAUUACUUUGUGCUUGGAGAAUAGUGCAGGAAGUACAGUGGUAGUAAUAAUAAAACUCAUUGAAUUAAA